AUGGCCACGCCUACUACAGAGAGGAUGAGACAGGUCCACCUUGGUCUUGGCUCAGCUGGAUAUGCAGCCGUCUCUCGCCCCAGCAGCAGCAGCAGCAGCACUGACGAGCAGCAGCAGCAGCAGCUCGCCAUUUUCGCGCAGGAGCACGCGGCGCACGAGGCGAUGUUGCUCGCCAAGUGUCCGCCCGCCAUCUGGCCGCACGGCUCGUACCGCGCGAGCUGCCCGCGCCCCAUCCUGGUGACGAGGGCGCACUGCCAGCAGCUGACGGAGCUGCAUGCGGCGCUGGCGGCGGCGCUGAACGACAUUGUGCCCCGGUGGUGGCGGGACGAGGGCGCAGGGUUUCCGCAGCGCAUGCCUCUGGCAGCAGAGGAGGAGGGUUUGCUCAAGUGGUUAGAUGAACAGCAAGAUCUAGGCCGCCUGGCCGAGUUUGCAAAAUGUCAGGGCUCCUGGCGGCCCGACUUCCUCAUCGAAGAGGUGCGCGCCGAGGACGGCACCUGCGCGGAAAACUUUCGCCUGUCCGAGAUCAACGCCCGCUUCUGCUUCAACGGCUUCAUGCACAUCUCGUACGGCAGCGCGGCGCUCGAGGACAUGGGCAUGGAGCGGUCCGGCCUCGUCGCAGCCACCGACGGAGCAGAGCUCUUUGAGGGUCUGCUCGAUCUGUUCCAGCACGACAAGCCCCUGCAUCUCCUCAAGGGCGAGGAAGCAGGCAUCGACAUCCAAAUGUUCAUUCAUGCCGUCCGCCUCCGUCUCGGCACCGCGCCACGACUCAUCACCCCGUCCGAUCUGCGCCUCGCCCCGGACCAGCACGGGAACACCACCCUUUGCUGCCUCGCCCCCUCCUCCUCGUCCCCGUCGUCCACACUCCUCUACACCACCGCCGGAGAGGCCGUCGAGGAGAUCCAUCAGGUCGGCGUCGAGCUGCACCAGCGGGAGCUGCUGCGGCUCGACCCCGAGGUGUGGCGGCUGCUCAGCCUGCGCUGCUUCAACGACAUGCGCACCGUGCUCCUCGUGCACGACAAGCGCAUGCUGGGCAUCAUUCUCCAAGAGCUCCCGAGCCUCCUUGCGCGGGGCGUCGUCACGCCCGCCCAGGCGGCUGCCCUCAACCGCGGCAUCGCGCACACCAUCCUCCCCGGGUCGGCGGAGCUGCAGACGCUGCUCCGCGACGACAGCGUCAGAGACGAGUAUCUGCUCAAGCCAGUGCGCGGGGGCAAGGGCGCGGGCAUCCUGUUUGGGGAGGAGAUGACGGCAGAGGACUGGCGCGCGGCGGUGACGAGCCUACUGCAGCAGUCGCCGUCGCCGGCGGGAGCAAUGGUGAUGCAGCGCCGGGUGAGGCAGCAGCGGUACGACGUGGUGCUUAGGGAGACGGGCGAGGUCGGGCACUUCCCGCUCGUGGGAACAUAUCACGUCGUGAACGGCAGGUAUCUGGGCAUCGGCAUCUGGCGCAGCAGCGGGGAGCGCAUCUGUGCCGUGUCCACCGGCGGGUCGUGGAUGUGCUCCGUCAUGAGUCCUUGA
Molecule: messenger RNA, 1512 nt
Organism: Akanthomyces muscarius
Lineage: Eukaryota; Fungi; Ascomycota; Sordariomycetes; Hypocreales; Cordycipitaceae
Exons: 3
Coding region: 1-1512 (503 amino acids)
Source: RefSeq, a predicted model, not a curated record